UUGCAGAUAAGGCUGAUGGUUAGUUCAGAAAUAGCAGCAAGAGCAACCGCAACAUGGACGCGGAGACAGAUGCAAAACCGAAAGCUGAGUCACUUAAUGUGUUGUGUGCUAUUUGCAAUGAGUUUUACAAAGCAAACGAUGUAGUUUAUUCCACAAGUAGUUGUGGGCAUGUUUUCCAUAGAGAAUGCCUCUUCCGCUGGCUCAGCCGUUCCCAGAGUUGUCCACAGUGUCGAGCUGCUUGUCAUCAGCAGCGUGUGCAUCGCUUAUACAUGAAUUUCGCGAAAAGAACUGAAUUCGAUGAGGUGGAGACAACUGAAAUUGGGGAGGAGGAACCUUUGGAACGCAUCCAAUGGGUACCUAUCGAUUUGAGUGAUCCCUUGACUUCUAUUGACCUCGAAGGUGCCGUGCAAUGUGGAACUGAUCACGAGGGAUUCAAUACGUAUGUGGCACGAGUCCGUCUACACUACGAUCUGCUCCCGGCCAAUUUUGUGCCAGAAAAGAGAGCCGUAUACGCACCCUGGGAUCAAUCUGCUCAUCGUCUUAACACGGAGGUAGAGUUGUUGAUUCUUAAAGACUGUGAACUCAAAUGGGAACAGAAAUCACAUGGCAACGUCCCCUGGAACGCCCUCGAAACUGGCUACGCCGAAGGCGGCGAAGUACUGUACACCGGACGUACAAUACAUGAAGGUCGGAUGUUGCUUGGAAAGGUCCAUCCUUCCCACAUGUGUCUAUUUUAUCCCACUGAAACCCAAGAACUAAGGGCUCGUAGUUAUGAAGUCCUUGUGGUUACACCCAAAGAAUAGAGCGAACGUUAAUCGAAUUUGAAUUUUAUACUGUCGGUUCUUCGCACAACUGUCAUAAUCAAUGCAAAGCAAGUUUUAAACAUUAUAUAUUGUGUUCUUAAAUGGUCUCUGAAAAUAUUAGCAUUUAAAUGCAUAUAAUUCGAAUUUUAACUCAAA
Drosophila innubila is the source of this 959-nucleotide messenger RNA. RefSeq lists its product as uncharacterized. The transcript has a single exon. Bases 54 to 803 code for a protein of 249 amino acids. The record is from RefSeq and is a predicted model, not a curated record. Lineage: Eukaryota; Metazoa; Arthropoda; Insecta; Diptera; Drosophilidae.